GAUACAAAACGAAACCCAACAUGAGUUGCCGCCUACCAUUCACGAGACUACGCUUUAUUCUCUUGUCUCUAUAUAGUAUAUACACAUUCGUUUCCUUCUACAACCAGAGCCUCAAUUGACUGAGAUUUCUCCAUAAGCUCUGCGUCGUAAAAACAUGGAAGCAAAGAAGCGGGUGAAUGUUGUCAGACUGGUCUUAACAUUGGAGAAGCAAGGUCGCCGAAGGUGUUCGAACUACUGCCACCGGAUCGACUUCUACCGUUGAACGUCGCCUUCUGUCGCCAACCUACUGACUUGACGUGAGUACAGAAAGGAAGAGCUUGGCGCCGGAAAGAGAGAACCAUUGUUGAAGAGGCCUCCAUGAGUUUUUACGAGGCUGCCAGAGUGCCGGGACAUCUAGCCAUUCACACCGGCAAAGGAGGAGCUGCUGGACCACCGUCCUUUCGCAGAGUGAAGAAGUUCACGUACACAGUACGUACCCCUGUUUCAUGCCGGAGUGCCGUCGGAGAGUUGCGGGGAAAGGAGGACAAUGUCGCUGCAAAAGUUCGCCAUAGGGGCUGGCCUGGUACGGAGAUUACCGAAUCGCAGUGCUAUCCCAUUAUUACACACGUUCCCGGAGGAGAGGAGCCGAUGAGAGACAAGCCACACCGCGGAAGCGACUCGUCACCUUCCUCUGCCUCUGUUUCACUUUCCCAUCACUCCUGACUUCUUCUUUGGGAAAUUAGUUCAAAUAGGACUAAAACUAUGGCAAAAACCUAAAAUAGGACUUGUUAUGUUUUUAUUCCAAAAUAGGACCAUACGAGUCCUAUUGGAAAUAUACCUUUUUUUGCAUUCCAU
Messenger RNA from Cuscuta europaea, 834 nucleotides. Lineage: Eukaryota; Viridiplantae; Streptophyta; Magnoliopsida; Solanales; Convolvulaceae. The record is from the annotation of a GenBank genome assembly.